AUGGCCCUGGACGAGGGUAACAGAGACCGCAUCGGUGGAUGGUUCGGGUCGAAUGCUCUGCCGGGCUUUAGUGAUAUGGCUCACAUACAGACCUUGGAUGCACGGCUGUUACCAGGCGAGAAGAAGGCGUGGUUUCGCCGCUCAAAACGAAGACUUAUAAUUGUUGGCGAUGUCCAUGGAUGCAAGGAUGAGUUAGAGAAACUGCUUGCACGUAUAUCGUUUAAUCGUGAGAAAAGAGAUCACUUGAUAUUCACCGGAGACUUGAUAUCCAAGGGCCCCGAGAGCGUUGAAGUAGUGCGUCUUGCACGAGAGUACAGUGCUUCCUGCGUUCGAGGGAACCAUGAAGAUAAGGUCCUGUUAACCCGGCGUGAAAUGUUAGAUUCAUCACGGAGUACUGGAUCUAGUGCCGAACGAGAGACAAAAGCCCAUGUCCUUGCGCGUCAACUCUCAGACGAUGACGCCACCUGGCUUGAAUCAUGUCCUGUGAUCCUCAAGGUAGGAUAUAUUAGGGACAUGGGGGAUGUGGUCGUCGUUCAUGGAGGGCUAGUACCGGGCGUGCCGCUUGAACGUCAGGAUCCAUCGUCUGUAAUGACCAUGAGGACUCUUGACGUGGAUAGCCAUACACCCAGCUCGUUGAAAGAGGGCACUGGCUGGUCCAAGGUGUUUGACGAGUACCAGCGUCGGAUGGUGAAGAAGAAUGAACGGCCUACUACGGUGAUAUAUGGCCACGAUGCGAAACAGCUUCCGGUGAUACGGUUGUAUACAAAAGGACUAGACACUUCAUGCGUUCGAGGAGGGAAACUUACUGCCCUGAUCAUUGGUGAUGGCGGGAGACAGCGCCUGAAACAAGUGAAGUGCAAGGGUUAUGUAUGA
Molecule: messenger RNA, 873 nt
Organism: Trichophyton rubrum CBS 118892
Lineage: Eukaryota; Fungi; Ascomycota; Eurotiomycetes; Onygenales; Arthrodermataceae
Exons: 3
Coding region: 1-873 (290 amino acids)
Biological process (GO): polyphosphate catabolic process
Cellular component (GO): cytoplasm
Molecular function (GO): endopolyphosphatase activity; phosphatase activity
Source: RefSeq, a predicted model, not a curated record